Messenger RNA from Hippopotamus amphibius kiboko, 2386 nucleotides. It is a transcript of the gene SCLY, whose product is annotated as selenocysteine lyase. The record is from RefSeq and is a predicted model, not a curated record. The transcript is spliced from 13 exons. Lineage: Eukaryota; Metazoa; Chordata; Mammalia; Artiodactyla; Hippopotamidae. Bases 63 to 1445 code for a protein of 460 amino acids.
CCUCCGCCGGUUGGGGCCGCGCCGGGGCAGGCGGACUGGAACCUGUCCGCGGCGGGGUCGGGAUGGAGGCAGCCGGGCCGCGGAGCAGGGACGUGCGGGGGCGAGUGGCGAGUCCGCCUGGCAGCCGAGCAGAGAAGAGCCCUAUGGAGAGCAGGAAGGUAUAUAUGGACUAUAAUGCAACCACCCCCUUGGACCCAGAAGUGAUCCAGGCUAUGACUGAGGCCAUGUGGGAAGCCUGGGGAAAUCCCAGCAGCCCUUACCCAGCAGGAAGCAAGGCAGAUGGCCACAGCUUCCUCUCUCCUGUAGCAUCCGGCAGGAAGGCCAAGGAGAUUAUCAAUGUGGCUCGGGAAAACCUUGCCAAGAUGAUAGGUGGGAAACCUGAAGAUGUGAUCUUCACUUCCGGGGGCACAGAGUCAAAUAAUCUGGUAAUCCAUUCUGUGGUGAAACACUUCCACAAAAUCCACACCGCAAAGGGGGACACGGCCGAGCAUCCCAGCCCAGUGGUGGCGGCCCUGCCGCACGUCAUCACCUGCACCGUGGAGCAUGACUCCAUCCGCCUGCCCCUGGAGCACCUGGUGGAGGAACGAGAGGCUGAGGUCACCUUCGUCCCUGUGUCCAAGGUGAGUGGGCAGGCGGAGGCUGAGGACAUCCUGGCGGCAGUCCGCCCAGCCACGUGCCUCGUGACUGUCAUGCUGGCCAAUAACGAGACAGGCGUCGUCAUGCCGGUAUCUGAGAUCAGCCGGCGAGUCCGAGCCCUGAACCAGCAGCGGGCGGUGAGGGGGCUGCCGGAGGUGCUCGUGCACACAGACGCAGCGCAGGCCUUGGGGAAGCGGCACGUGGAUGUGCGGGACCUGGACGUGGACUUCCUGACCAUCGUGGGGCACAAGUUCUAUGGCCCCAGGAUUGGAGCACUUUACAUCCGAGGGCUUGGCAAACUCACCCCUCUGUACCCUAUGCUGUUUGGAGGUGGACAAGAAUGGAAUUUCAGGCCAGGGACAGAAAAUACCCCGAUGAUUGCUGGCCUUGGGAAGGCGGCUGAGCUGGUGGCGGAGAACGGUGAGGCCUACGAGGCCCACAUGCGGGACGUUCGCGACUACCUGGAGGAGAGGCUGGCGGCUGAAUUUGGUAAAAGAAUCCAUCUGAAUAGCCAGUUUCCGGGCUCUGAACGACUCCCUAACACCUGUAAUGUCUCCAUCCGGGGACCCCAGCUCCGAGGCUGCUCGGUGCUGGCGCAGUGCCGGAGGCUGCUAGCCAGCGUGGGGGCCGCGUGCCACUCAGACCACGGAGACCGGCCGUCCCCCGUGCUGCUGAGCUGCGGCAUUCCCUUUGACGUGGCCAGGAACGCCAUCCGGCUCAGCGUGGGCCGCAGCACCACCCGGGCCGAGGUGGACCUCGUCGUGGAGGACCUGAAGCAGGCAGUGGCCCGGCUGCAGGGCCAGGCCUAGUGCCCGGGGCGGUGCCAGCUGGAGUCUUCCUUUGUCCUGGAGUGUGUGGGCACCGGACUCCCUCCCGUCCUGCGGUCACUGAGGGAGGGGGUCUGCCGGGCAUGUAGACCCCACCGGUGCCAAGGGGCCCGGGAUAAGUGCCCUCAUGGGACUGUCACUGUCAGCUGCUGCCCAGGGACACCAGUUGGAUUAGAAAUGCUUUAGCUGCUUCCAUGGCUCCCUUCUGGGAAGGGAAGUGAGCUUAUCAUAAGCACCCCCUUCCUGGAAGGUGGCAUUUUUAUCCAAAAGAUAAAAUCCUAGUAUUUAUAAUUGAUUGUCAGCUGCUAUCAUGAAAAUAGGAAGCCUGAUUUUUGGCUGCUGUCCUGGCCUCCCCGUACGUGUUUGCUGAGAGGUCUGUCUCUCCUCACCCUCAGGACCCUUCUCAAGUCCUUCCCAGAGGCUGUGGGCCGCUGCGGUCAGGCCCUUUCACCCUUUGAUGUUCCCCCACUUCCCGGCCCUGACCAUCCUUCUGAUCACUUGCUGGUCACUUAGGCCAUCGGCCACUGAACACCUCCCCACCCAGUCCCCAAGCCCCUGCUGUCCUUUCCCUUUUGGUUGUUUACUCAGGGUUUCAGCUCAGCUGUCAGUCACGGGCGGCCAGUGCCCGUGUGAUGCUGGGUCAUUCCCGAGGCGGAAACUCUUCAUCCCUCACUCAGCUCCCAUCUCAGUUGUAUUCACAAUAGGAUUCUUUGAUCUUCACAGAUGCUUUGUGGUGUCUAAUUCACAUGAAAUUUCAUGUCUGUGGAGACAUUUACAUAGGAGUGCUUUUUUAAUUGAAUAACUUUUAACGUGUGGUUAAGAGGUGCACAGAAAUUCAUGAUGACAUUGAAGAAACAACAGUCAGAAAUUAGAUGAACUAAUAAAAGAUUCCAAUGCUUGUUUUGGACAUUUUCUAGUGGGUG